UAACAGAAACCUCAAACCGCGUACAGACGCACACCUACUGUCUCAGUUGUGUCACAAAGCUUUCUUCAAAUUCCAAUGGCCAUGGCAGCACCUCCACUAUCUGCCUCUCCAGUCCCUCGAAGACCCCUCUCUCUGCCCACUCACUGUCACUCUUUCCCUCUCUCACGCCUCUCUCUCCGACCAACUCCAACGAAAGUAACAACAGCUAGGCCUUCCGUGUUGGCCGCCGCAACUUCCGCCUUAGAAGUCGGGCAGGCCUCUCUGACGGCAAUUCCCUCCAAAGCCUUGCCCUUUCGGGUCGGGCACGGGUUCGACCUCCACCGGUUGGAGCCUGGGUACCCUCUGAUCAUCGGUGGGAUUGACAUACCCCACGAUAGAGGCUGCGAGGCUCAUUCCGAUGGGGAUGUAUUGCUACAUUGUGUGGUUGAUGCGAUUUUGGGUGCUUUGGGGCUUCCUGAUAUCGGGCAGAUAUUUCCUGAUAACGAUCCUAAGUGGAAGGGAGCACCAUCUUCGGUUUUCAUCAAAGAAGCUGUGAGACUCAUGCAUGAGGCUGGCUAUGAACUUGGAAACUUAGAUGCGACUUUGAUUCUUCAAAGACCAAAAGUGAGCCCUCACAAGGAGGCUAUCAAGGCAAACUUGUCUGCGCUGCUUGGAGCAGACCCUGCUGUUGUAAAUCUGAAAGCAAAAACUCAUGAGAAGGUUGACAGCCUUGGAGAGAAUCGGAGUAUUGCAGCUCACACUGUGGUUCUUCUUAUGAGGAAAUAAAAAGGUGUAAACAAAUACUGUCUUAAGUGUAAAAUAUUGUAUGUUUUUAGCAUCGCUAUAUACUGCUUAUAGAGAUCCGAUUGUUUGGCUAUCAAAACUUACACAUAUGGUUGUAGUAGAAUAUUUGUGCAGUUA
Molecule: messenger RNA, 900 nt
Organism: Alnus glutinosa
Lineage: Eukaryota; Viridiplantae; Streptophyta; Magnoliopsida; Fagales; Betulaceae
Product: 2-C-methyl-D-erythritol 2,4-cyclodiphosphate synthase, chloroplastic
Exons: 3
Coding region: 76-765 (229 amino acids)
Biological process (GO): terpenoid biosynthetic process
Molecular function (GO): 2-C-methyl-D-erythritol 2,4-cyclodiphosphate synthase activity
Source: RefSeq, a predicted model, not a curated record